AUGAAAAAAAGCACCAAAGGGCAUCGGGGUACAGUGCGCUGGUGGCGGCACGUAAUGGAAAACGCAUUACAGUACGGAGCAGACAGUUUGUGCGCAAAGCAGGUCCUGAAUGGACGGAUUCUUGUGUAA
Molecule: messenger RNA, 129 nt
Organism: Chondrus crispus (carragheen)
Lineage: Eukaryota; Rhodophyta; Florideophyceae; Gigartinales; Gigartinaceae
Exons: 1
Coding region: 1-129 (42 amino acids)
Source: RefSeq, a predicted model, not a curated record